UAUAGGUGAUUGUACGCGUCGUUCUCGUCGUGCUGCGCUGUGUUUACCUUUCAAUGGCCCUUCAAACCUCUCUGCCUCUUAAGAUAUUUUUCCCGCAAGGCCCACUUUUUAUUAAUGUUAUUGUUUAUUCAUUUUAGCUGACGGCUUUGUCCAAAACGACUCACCGCGUGAAGUUUUUGUAUUUUGCAUACAAUGACUUACCCAUUACAGCGGGGUAUUUUUUAGCACAUGAAGUCAUAAAAGGGCCAAGGAACAUAUGUUGAUGUAGGUGUCUAUUUGGUGUAAAAGCUGCCCAUGAACAUCAGAAAAUCAGAUGACAUGGGAGACGUUCUGGCCUAUGAAGCAGAUGUGCUUGGGAUGGUGAAGGAGUACCUCAGCUUCGGUGAAUUUGAUGAAACAGUUAAGCUGUUUGAGAGAGAGUGCAAAAGCAAAGGAAAGCCUCCGCCAAAAAUCUCAGAGAAGCUAGUGAAAGACAGUCAGACAACACCAAUACAGAAGAACCUGUUAAAAUCUUUUGAAAAUGGAGACGCCACAGUGUUCUUUGAGCUGUGGAUUGAACACAUUCCCUCUGAUAUUCGAGACGGUGACCCAGAUGCUCAGAAAUUGGAGAUGUACCUUCAAAUUCACUUUGCCACCUUCCCUUUGAAGCAUUCUUUUGGGAGACCUGAUACAGCUGUUGCUGAGAACAGCAUGGCACGCUUUAGGCGGUACCUAGAGACCAAAGGAGGAGCAAUUUGCAAUACGGCCGAGUUUCUACGAUUUUGCGCCCUUCCGUUUGUCCCCAAUCCAGUGGCACAUCCCUCAUUCAAAGACCUUUUCCAGGACUCUUGGAUUCCAGAUGUGAGAAGAAAACUGGAGGAGUUUUUAUCGGCAAAACUAAACGUGUCCAGUACUCCGAGGCUACUCACGCUAUACAAAGAGGGAGGGAAAGAUAACAAAGAGAAGAUCCAUCAGCUGCGGCAGCUGCUGGCCGAGGCCGAGAGGAGAGCAGCCAGCUACAUGAGGAAGUUCAACAAGGCGCAGGCAGACUACCACAACCUCAUCAGCAUCACUGCCGAGCUGGUGGAGUCGCUGGAGGCCACUGUCAGCGGGAAAAUGAUCUCCCCAGAGUACCUUCAGAGCGUCUUCGUCCGACUUUUCAGCAACCAGAUGAGGCAAAGCAGCACGCAGAGCAUCGAUUUCACCAGGCCUGGCACCGGAUAUUUCUCUAUGAGCCCUUAUGAAAAUGAUGAUGGAUAUGCCUCCUCCAUGCUGCGCGCCUCUGUGGCACCACAGAGGCUGAAAGACGUGCCGUUGCUGCCGUCGUUGGACUAUGAGAAGCUGAAGAAAGACCUGAUGAACGGCUCAGACAGGUUGAAGGCCCUACUGCUGCAGGCGCUGCGAUGGAGACUCACCCGGUCCCUUCAAGGGGAGCAGAGAGACACGGUGCUGGAAGCAUUCAUCAGCAAUGACCUUCUGGACAGUCGCAGGAGUGGCCAGAAGAGCGUCCUUCACCUGAUGAAGUCGACCAGUGAGAUUGUGAGGCAGUACGUGGCGCGUCUCAUUAACGCCUUCGCCUCGUUGCCCGAGGGCCGCACAUACCUCUCCCAAAUCCCACCUCUGCUGAAAAUCCUUGAGGGCGCCCUGGAGACAGAAGGGAAGGACUCGGUGGCCAGAGAGAACGUGCUCGGCGCCUUGCAGAAACUCAGUCUCAGACGGGCCCAGCAGUCGGCCAUGAUCGAGGACGGGCUGAUUAGCUGGCUGGUGGACGAGCUGCAGAACUCGGACUGCCUGUCUGACUACACCCUGGAGUACUCCACAGCCCUCCUCAUGAACCUGUGCUUUCGCAGCCAAGGCAAAAGCAAGUGCGCUGCGAACGCCAAACACAUACUGAGCACUUUGUCGGACCUUCUGGCCCACGAAAACCACGAGAUCCGUCCUUACGUGAAUCGGGCCUUGUAUAGCAUCUUGGGUGUGCCUGCUAUUCGGGAUGAGGCCAGGGAGAUGGGCCUGGAAGAGAUUCUGCGCUGCUACAGCAAGGACAAAAACACCGAGUUCAGCCAGCAGAUUGAGUUCAUCAUCAAGCAGAUCAAUUCAAAGGAAAUCUGCGAAGACAAGCCUGGGUCUGAUGAUGAAGAUGAAGACGAUGACGAAGUACGCUGCACAUCACACCAGAUCGCUGUCAGACAAAUCAUCAAUAGAUGUGAAGAUGUCAUGGAGGCGGAUAUAGAUAAAGACGAGGUUCUCCACCCGCAGGACGGGGAGCUCUCGGGAGAAUCGCUGCUUACCACAGAGUACCUUGGGAUCAUGACUAAUAAUGUGAAGUCCAAGAGGAGGUCGGCCACGCAGCGAAGCCAGAACUUCGACGAGCCCCUCCAACGCCCGUUGACCCCAGGGUCGCGCCGAUCCAGAUACGUGACGAAGUCGCAGGAAAGCCACGACUGCGAGCGCCCCCCGAUCCGCCAGAUGGGCAGAGAGUCUCGCGGCAGCUCCCGACCCCUUACACAGUGCAGCAGCAGGCCCAGCGUGGCCAGCUCCUUCCACAACAGCCUGACUAUGGACUCAGAAUGCGUACAGACCUCCCAGGAGUCGGGGCUGAACCAGCUAUCUGAAGGGCUCCCCCUGCAGGCUCGGGAUGAACCCAUCGAUAAAUUCAGCGGCUAUGCUGAAAUGCUUGGAUUCAAAAGCCAGUUUGAGAUUCCAAGAACCCCGAAUCCAGAGGCCCAGCAGUGCAGUAGGUCCAGCUCUACAGGGUCACUGGGGAGGAGUAACAGACAGGGAAGCCCACAAUACAAGAAGUGAGAAUGGGUCCCUCGCCAGGAACACCCUACUCCGCACCGUGAUGGUCGGGUCACGGUGUCUAAACUGGGUCAAUGAAAUGAAGAUGCCAUCAGGGUCCACAGUGAGGAACAAUAUGUCAAAUUUUCAGAAGUCAGAGGUCUUUCUGAUCCUGCUGAAUGAAAUUUUGAUAAUGCAACACGAUGUACAACAGUCAUUCGUGAUUAUUGUUUAUUCUCCGAGGUUGCUUGUACCACAUGUCAUCUGACUGUUGUUUUUCCCAGUUACGUCUGCCCUAUAGGGUAGUGUUACCUUUUCAUUGAUUAUUAAU
Molecule: messenger RNA, 3088 nt
Organism: Scleropages formosus (Asian bonytongue)
Lineage: Eukaryota; Metazoa; Chordata; Actinopteri; Osteoglossiformes; Osteoglossidae
Gene: armc9
Product: armadillo repeat containing 9
Exons: 26
Coding region: 295-2781 (828 amino acids)
Biological process (GO): cilium assembly
Cellular component (GO): ciliary tip; centriole; ciliary basal body
Molecular function (GO): protein binding
Source: RefSeq, a predicted model, not a curated record